Messenger RNA from Syzygium oleosum, 1222 nucleotides. RefSeq names its product probable xyloglucan endotransglucosylase/hydrolase protein 23. The record is from RefSeq and is a predicted model, not a curated record. Lineage: Eukaryota; Viridiplantae; Streptophyta; Magnoliopsida; Myrtales; Myrtaceae. Gene Ontology annotation, biological process: cell wall biogenesis; xyloglucan metabolic process. Gene Ontology annotation, molecular function: hydrolase activity, hydrolyzing O-glycosyl compounds; xyloglucan:xyloglucosyl transferase activity. The coding region runs from base 156 to 1040 and encodes 294 amino acids. Gene Ontology annotation, cellular component: cell wall; apoplast. The transcript has 3 exons.
CAUAUCUCUCCCAAUUCAUCAAGCAACGCAAACACCCACAUCUCUCUCUCUCCCUCAGCGUCUCCUCUUCAGUCCUCAUUCUCAUAUCAUCUCGUUGGAAUUUGCGUCUCUUCAGCAGCUACAACUACAAAAGCAGCAACCAGAACACGCCCGAUAUGGCCUCUCCUUCUGCUUCUUCGCUUUGCAUCACCACGCUGCUGCUCGUGGUCGUUUCUUGGGCAACAUCUGCCUCCGCCCGCAACUUCUAUCAAGACUUCGACAUAACCUGGGGAGAUGGCCGAGCUCAGAUCCUCAACAAUGGCGACCUCCUCACUCUUUCCCUCGACAAGGCAUCCGGCUCUGGCUUCCAGUCCAAGAACGAGUACUUGUUCGGCAAGAUCGACAUGCAGCUCAAGCUCGUUCCCGGCAACUCCGCAGGCACUGUCACCGCGUACUAUUUAUCUUCCAAAGGGUCGACGUGGGACGAGAUAGACUUCGAGUUCUUGGGGAACUUGAGCGGCGAUCCUUACAUUCUUCACACCAACGUGUUCAGCCAAGGCAAGGGCAACCGAGAGCAGCAAUUCUAUCUCUGGUUCGACCCAACUGCUGAUUUCCACACCUACUCCAUCCUCUGGAAUCCACAACGCAUCAUAUUCUCAGUGGACGGAACUCCGAUCAGAGAGUUCAAGAAUGCAGAGUCCAUCGGUGUUCCCUUCCCCAAGGCCCAGCCUAUGAGGAUAUACUCAAGCCUCUGGAACGCCGACGAUUGGGCGACCAGAGGUGGGCUCGUGAAGACGGACUGGACACAAGCACCCUUCACUGCAUCCUAUAGGAACUUCAACGCCGAUAACGCCUGCGUUUGGUCAUCUGGGUCAUCAUCUUGCACUUCAAGCACUUCAUCUUCAUCUUCUUCGGAUGGGAAUGCAUGGCUAUCAGAAGAGCUCGACUCGACAAGCCAAGAGAGGCUCAAGUGGGUGCAGAGCAACUACAUGAUCUACAACUACUGCACGGACGCCAAAAGAUUCCCCCAAGGCCUCCCUCCCGAGUGCACCAUGUCCUAGACGACACGAGACAUAGGAUUUGUAGAAAAUUUUAUUUUUCUUUUUUUCUUUUUGUUUGAGCCGAUUCUAUUCCUUUGUGAAUCUCUAUAUGUGGCCGAGAAGCAAUUGAUAUUCUUUUAUUCUUUGACAUUUGAAACAUCCCUAUCUUCACUCAAUGAAACAGAAAUUCAUCUUGGAUUCCA